This is a messenger RNA of Artibeus jamaicensis (Jamaican fruit-eating bat), 4181 nucleotides long. It is a transcript of the gene EML1, whose product is annotated as EMAP like 1. Lineage: Eukaryota; Metazoa; Chordata; Mammalia; Chiroptera; Phyllostomidae. The transcript is spliced from 22 exons. The record is from RefSeq and is a predicted model, not a curated record. Gene Ontology annotation, molecular function: microtubule binding. Gene Ontology annotation, biological process: microtubule cytoskeleton organization. The coding region runs from base 112 to 2829 and encodes 905 amino acids. Gene Ontology annotation, cellular component: mitotic spindle.
GGUGGUCACCAAGGAGGGCUGCUGGAGGUGCUGUUGCACCCAGGCCCGUCUGACGCCACGCUCCUCUCGCCUGGGUCCUGCAGCCCCACGUGCUCUUCUGUGGACCCACCCAUGCCAGGGAGCCCAAAGCCACACCCAAGACUGGCCCCAGGCAGGUCAGCAGGACUCUGUGGGCUCCCCCUGCCGGAGCCCGACCCUCAGCCGGCUACACAGGAGGUGCUCGUGCAUGCUCUCCUGCUGUGGAAACAAAAGCACAGAGAGGGCCCACCACCUGCCCACAGACCACCAGCAAAGCGGGCUGGCCCCACCCUUGCCUGCACCUGCUACGGCUCCACAGGGAGUUCGGGGCUGGGCCACUGCGCUCUGGGGUGCCCCCUCCUGGUCCCACCUACAGAGUCCUGCAGCAGCAUUGUCUCAGUUAAUCCUCCACGCCAGAAACGCACAGAUGACAGCGCUUCCGCGGCGAGCAGCAUGGAGGUGACAGACCGCAUCGCCUCCCUGGAGCAGCGGGUCCAGAUGCAAGAAGAUGACAUCCAGCUGCUGAAGUCCGCCCUGGCCGACGUGGUUCGGCGGCUGAACAUCACCGAGGAGCAGCAGGCCGUGCUGAACAGGAAAGGACCUACCAAAGCAAGACCGCUGGUGCAGGCCCUGCCCCUGAGAACCACCGUCAACAAUGGCACUGUGUUACCAAAGAAACCGAGCGGCUCUCUGCCAUCCCCCUCCGGGACCAGGAAAGACAUGGCUGUGACGGCGACACCCAAAAGCACCAUCAAGCGGACCAGCUCUUCCGAACGAGUGUCUCCUGGCGGCCGCAGGGAGAGCUAUGGGGACCCCAAGGGCAACCGGAACCGCACGGGCUCCACCAGCAGCUCUUCUAGUGGCAAAAAGAACAGCGAAAGCAAACCCAAGGAGCCCGUCUUCAGCCCUGAAGAAGGGUACGUGAAGAUGUUCCUCCGCGGACGCCCGGUCACCAUGUACCUGCCCAGGGACCAGGUGGACUGCUACAGCCUGGAGGCCAAGGCGGACCUUCCAACCAAGAGGCUCAAGCUGGAGUGGGUCUACGGGUACAGGGGCCGAGACUGUCGGAACAACCUGUACCUGCUGCCGACGGGCGAGACGGUGUAUUUCAUCGCGUCUGUGGUCGUGCUGUACAACGUAGAGGAACAGCUUCAGAGGCACUACGCUGGCCACAAUGACGACGUGAAGUGCCUAGCGGUUCAUCCGGAUAAGAUCACGAUAGCAACAGGACAGGUCGCGGGCACCUCCAAGGAUGGAAAACAAUUGCCCCCACACGUGCGCAUCUGGGAUUCCGUGACAUUGAAUACCCUGCACGUCAUCGGGACUGGGUUUUUCGACCGAGCCGUCACCUGCAUUGCCUUCUCUAAAUCCAACGGAGGGAGCACCCUGUGUGCCGUGGACGACUCCAACGACCAUGUGCUGUCCGUGUGGGACUGGCAGCGGGAGGAGCGGCUGGCCGACGCCAAGUGCUCCAAUGAAGCCGUGUUUGCUGUGGAUUUCCACCCCACCGACACCAACAUCAUAGUCACCUGUGGAAAAUCACACCUCUACUUCUGGACGCUAGAGGGAAACUGCCUCAUUAAGAAGCAAGGGUUAUUCGAGAAGCAAGAAAAGCCAAAGUUUGUUCUCUGCGUGACUUUUUCUGAAAACGGCGACACCAUUACCGGAGACUCGAGUGGCAACAUCUUGGUGUGGGGGAAAGGUACGAAUCGAAUAAGCUACGCCAUUCAAGGGGCCCACGAGGGGGGCAUUUUCGCACUUUGCAUGCUAAGGGACGGCACCCUGGUGUCGGGAGGAGGGAAGGACCGAAAGCUCAUUUCCUGGAAUGGAAACUACCAGAAACUUCAUAAAACUGAGAUCCCGGAACAGUUCGGUCCCAUACGGACAGUGGCCGAGGGGAAAGGCCACGUGAUCCUGAUCGGCACGACCAGGAACUUCGUCCUCCAGGGCACACUGUGCGGGGACUUUGCAGCCAUUACUCAGGGUCACACCGAUGAGCUCUGGGGACUGGCCGUCCAUGCCUCCAAACCUCAGUUCUUGACCUGCGGGCAUGACAGACACGCCACCCUGUGGGACGCUGUCGGUCACCGGCCAGUCUGGGACAAAAUAAUCGAGGAUCCAGCUCAGUCUUCUGGUUUUCAUCCUUCAGGGUCUGUGGUUGCAGUCGGAACACUGACCGGGAGGUGGUUUGUGUUCGACACGGAAACGAGGGACUUGGUCACCGUGCACACGGACGGGAACGAGCAGCUGUCUGUCAUGCGGUACUCUCCAGAUGGGAACUUCUUAGCCAUAGGCUCCCACGACAACUGCAUCUACAUCUACGGAGUCAGCGACAACGGGAGGAAGUACACGCGAGUGGGCAAAUGCUCGGGUCACUCAAGCUUCAUCACUCACCUGGACUGGUCUGUAAACUCCCAGUUCCUUGUGUCCAAUUCCGGAGACUACGAAAUCCUUUACUGGGUCCCCUCUGCGUGUAAGCAAGUCGUCAGCGUGGAAGCUACGCGAGACAUCGAAUGGGCCACCUACACCUGCACCCUGGGGUUCCACGUCUUCGGAGUGUGGCCAGAAGGCUCGGACGGAACCGACAUCAAUGCCGUCUGUCGGGCCCACGAGGAAAAACUCCUGUCCACGGGCGAUGACUUCGGCAAAGUUCACCUCUUCUCGUACCCUUGCUCGCAGUUCCGGGCUCCCAGCCACGUGUACAGUGGGCACAGCAGUCACGUCACCAAUGUUGAGUUCCUCUGUGACGACAGCCACCUCAUCUCCACGGGCGGCAAAGACACGAGCAUCAUGCAGUGGCGGGUCGUGUAGUGCUGGCGAGGCCGAGGGCGCAGAGCAGCCCAGGAGGCACCGACUCGGGCACGCGGUCACUGUGAUUUCUGUUUCGUUUGCAAAGUUCUCACAAACCUCAGGAAACCACGCCCUGUACCGGUUACCUUAGCUUAGUGGAUCAGCGAGCACCACGUCAGGUCAGCAGUUCGGGUCUCUCGCUUGUACCAUGUCUAAAACACAGUUCAUGUAGAAAAUGCCAGGGUUUACAGUACAGUGACAUCAGCAGAUUGGUAUGUCCUUCGUAACUUUUCUAUGAACUCUUGGAAAUCAGUCACAGAAUGCCUUCUCACACACUGUACGCAGGCCUGCCCCUCUCGCCAUCGAGCUUGCUAAGCCCAGUGUGCGUGACACUGAUGAGGUACCGAAUCACGGUCCCUGUGGGUCGAAGGCCCAGAGGGGUGACCUGAGCGCAUGAGGAGCUGAGGUCACUGCACAGCUGAGUUGGGAAGCGCAGCGGCGAAUUUACCUGGUUACCCUGGUAAGGCUUCCCUGAGUUCUCCCUCCGGAGGCCGGCGGGCCGGGAUGGACUGACGUUUCCGCGGAGGGCAUGGCGUUCGGAGCUCCAGGUGCCGGCCUGACCCCGCGCACUCAGCUGCUGCUGCGCACCCUCGUGGAUGGCGCCCCUGAACGGAGUCAUCUGGCUGCCUUUGUAUAUUAAUUGGCAUGAUAUGGUAUUGUACUUGUAUAGGAUUUUAGCGAUUCAUAAGAAAUACGUAAGGCUAGGCUUUACUAUUUUAUGCUUACGGACAUUGUAUAUUUGUAUUUUAAGACCAAGUAGACCAAGUCAAAAAGAUACCACACACCUGCAGCGGGAGAAGCCCGGAGGCUGCGCCAGGUGCUCCCGGAGGCCCCCGGCCCCGUCGUCUGUGCGCGGGCGCCCACCUGGCCACCGAGGGAGGGGGCGCCCUGAUGCGUGAACGUAGGUGGCGUCCGUUUGUCCAGGAGGCCUUAUGCAUUUUGAUGUGUGACAAACUGAAAUGUAUUGUUUACAUUGGGGAAUGUAUCUCAGAUUUUAAAAUAGAAGAAUAAUAAACAGACUUAAAAACAAAUGUUAAGAUUUUUACUUGUUCCAGGCAAGUAAGGGAAUUGAACUAGCUGAACUCACGGGCCCUGGUUGCUCAGACGGCCGAUUCAUCGAGACGCUGGGAAGCAUUUUCGGGACAGCUGGGGGCCGCUGCAGGGGUGGGGCGCCGGUAAACAAUAUGUAUUAAAGGUGAUUGUUUGUACGUAUCCUUAUCAAAUAUAUUCUGUAAUGAAAUAAAACCUGAAAAGCGGAUUUCGUAUUGACCUAUAAUCAUGAAAGUAUAUAAAUUAAAAUAUUUGAAAUUAGA